GACUUUUUCAUUUUUCAGUCAACUGCCAAUCAUGCCACGAGACAAACGAGAAGGUAGAACUCGAGGAAAGCGAGGAAAGAAGGAAAAGACCAACAAAGAAGAAGUCUAUGACGAAGGUUUCGAAAAUGCUGAGAACAAUGAGCCCAUGCAGCCCAUGGUUGUCGACCAAGAUCCUAAUGGUUAUCAACAGGACAGCCAUAACUUCGAGCGCCCUAGAGGAUACGACCCUAGUCAAGCGUUUUUUGGAUUUCUUGAUGCUGAUGUUCAGCAAUACUUUAAGAGUGUCGAACAAACAUUGGAUGAUCCACCAUUUGAGACUACUCAAGAUCAACAACUUUUUGUUGCCAAUGUGUAUACGGAAGUCCAAGAUAAAGAACUUGUAUUAGCUACAGAUCAUACUUGCUCUUUGGUGCUGGAAAAAUUGCUCAAAAUUUCCAGUGAUUUUGAACUGAGAGUGUUCAUGGACCGCCUGACAGGACGCUACGCAGAGUUAUUUACCCAUCGAUUUGCCUCACAUGUGUGCCAAACUCUGUUGACACUUGGUGCGGAUUCGGCUGAGCGUGAAGCCCGCGGAGAAAGUGUACCUGGACCAGAUGAAGGUGCAAAAGAGAGCGGCGAUGUUGGUGUAUUGCUUUCUAUGGAAGAGUUGGUUCUUUCGCUUUGCAAAGAAUUGAAGCCUCAACUUUGCUCCCUCAUCUCUGAUCCCUUCGCCUCGCAUGUCAUCCGAGUUUUGCUCUACUUGCUGGCAGGAAAGCGAAUUGACGAAGACAGUGAUGUUAAGGGCCAACUUCGCAGCAAGAAGUCUCAAAAAUAUAGAAAUACCAACAACAAUAAGGAUAUCAAGUUAUCUACCAAAGCUAGCCCAACAAGGGUAGUUCCAAAAUCAUUUACUGACAUGCUACAUGAACUGACUCGUGAGCUUACUGAAGGAUUGUCAGAGACUGUUAUCCGCACGCUCGCGGUCCACAGAGUUGCAAACCCUGUAUUGCAGCUAUUGCUGGAACUUCAACCUGAAACAGAGGAUGGUCAAAAUGCAAGAGACAUGAUUAUUGAUCGUAUUUUGUGGGGUAUUGUUUCUGAUGAAUCGACACAAUCCAAUCACGACAGAGAUUCUUGGUUUGAAACCCUGCUUCGCGAUCAAGUUGGUUCCCAUUUGCUCGAAGUUAUUCUCAAAACUGCAUCUCCUUCAGUCUAUAACAAAAUCUUUGUCACCUACUUCCGUAAUCGACUGGUCAAGCUUUGCCAUCAUCCUGUAGCUAACUUUGUGGUACAACAAUUGUUUGUCAAUGCUCGUACCACAGUGCAACUUGAAUUGAUGGUUGAGGAAGCCGUACCUGGAUUUGCUGAUUAUCUGAAAUUCGGUAAAGUUGGUGUUAUCCGCAGUUUGGUUGAUGCCUGCUGCAAUAUGAAAUCUUGCGAGAAACAGAUUGUGUCUGGCUUAGCAGAUGCCUUUGGUACCCACUCUCCUACUGAACGCAAAGAUUUCAUUAACUGUGUUAUCCGCAUGUGGACCUAUCAGCAAUGGAUCCAUGCUACUGACGAGGAAAAGGGCAGUCUCAAAAAGUUCCACAUGCAAGGUGCCCUUAUUAUUCAGACGCUUAUGAAGCUUCCUGAAGAGCACAAUACCAUUGUUGUUAGCAGCUUUUUGGCACAGCCUCAAGCUAUCACUUAUCGUUGGAUCUUCGAUCCCACUGGAUCUCGUGUCUAUGAGUCAAUUCUCUCGUCACCAAAUGCAAACCUGAAGAUCAAAAAGAAGAUUCUAAGGAACUUGGAAGACAAGUACCAUGAAAUUUCCAUGGAUAAAUUCGGUAGUCAUUUGAUGGAUCAAUGCUGGAAGGUUGCGGAUAUUGACAUGAAGGCUAAGAUCGCGCAAGACCUUGUUAACCAUGAGUACGAUUUGUCAAAGAACUUCUUUGGCAAGUACAUUUUGCGUAACUGCAACAUCGACCACUUUAAACGCAAGAGAGAAGAGUGGGAGGAAAGAGAAAAGGGCAUUGAGCGCAAGAAGGACAUGUUUAAAGAUAUUCUCGGUGAUACCUCCAUGGCAUCCACCAAGGCUGCUCAGACUGCUGCUGGCGUAAAUAUACCUGCCAAUCCUAACCUUGGUGAUUUGGGCUUCGGUGACGGUGUAACCCAGGAGACAAAGACCAGUAGCAAGGGUGGAAAGAAGAAGAAAUCGAUCAAUGAUCAUUCGAAAUCUUUGCUCAUUGACGCUGAUACUGCGGAGGAUGCCCAAGAAGGCAUGGAUGACAUAGACAAAGUGUUCAAGAAGAAGAAGAAGUUUGCAUCGGGCAACACCAAAGAAGAAGCUAACGAUGAUGCAGAGGAUAAUGAACGUGCUACUGAAAAGCGCAAGAAGGCGCCCAAAGACCUUCUUAACGUUUUGGAUGCUAUCGAUGCAACUAACAAGAGUAAAAGCAAGAAGAAGAAGCGAAGUAAGGAUGGUGAUGACGAAAAGAAGAGCAAAAAGAAGAGAAAAUUCGAGGCAUAAUUAUCAUGUACAUAGUUUAUU
Messenger RNA from Umbelopsis ramanniana AG, 2512 nucleotides. RefSeq lists its product as uncharacterized. Gene Ontology annotation, molecular function: RNA binding. Bases 32 to 2491 code for a protein of 819 amino acids. Gene Ontology annotation, biological process: endonucleolytic cleavage in 5'-ETS of tricistronic rRNA transcript (SSU-rRNA, 5.8S rRNA, LSU-rRNA); ribosomal small subunit export from nucleus; endonucleolytic cleavage in ITS1 to separate SSU-rRNA from 5.8S rRNA and LSU-rRNA from tricistronic rRNA transcript (SSU-rRNA, 5.8S rRNA, LSU-rRNA). NCBI's taxonomy places the organism in Eukaryota, Fungi, Mucoromycota, Umbelopsidomycetes, Umbelopsidales, Umbelopsidaceae. The transcript has 12 exons. The record is from RefSeq and is a predicted model, not a curated record. Gene Ontology annotation, cellular component: 90S preribosome; nucleolus; preribosome, small subunit precursor.